Messenger RNA from Homo sapiens (human), 2754 nucleotides. RefSeq names its product zinc finger protein 547 (gene ZNF547). The coding region runs from base 166 to 1374 and encodes 402 amino acids. The transcript is spliced from 4 exons. Gene Ontology annotation, cellular component: nucleus. The record is from RefSeq and is marked validated. Gene Ontology annotation, biological process: regulation of DNA-templated transcription. Gene Ontology annotation, molecular function: double-stranded DNA binding. NCBI's taxonomy places the organism in Eukaryota, Metazoa, Chordata, Mammalia, Primates, Hominidae.
GUACGCAGAGGCGGUAGUGACACAGGCACAACUGACAGUGGCAGAAGCUCAGCUGACAAGGACUGGGGACGGCGGUGUCCUUGUCUUGCCUUUGUCGCCCCCGCCCCUCUCUUCCCUGGCUGGACUUGCGGAGUCCCCGCCGAAGAACCCGAGGGUCCCCUGGCGAUGGCAGAAAUGAACCCUGCACAGGGUCAUGUGGUUUUUGAAGACGUGGCCAUAUAUUUCUCCCAGGAGGAGUGGGGGCAUCUCGAUGAGGCUCAGAGAUUGCUGUACCGUGAUGUGAUGCUGGAGAAUUUGGCCCUUUUGUCCUCACUAGGUUGUUGCCAUGGAGCUGAGGAUGAGGAGGCACCUUUAGAGCCAGGUGUUUCUGUAGGAGUGUCACAGGUCAUGGCUCCAAAGCCCUGUCUAUCUACCCAGAAUACCCAGCCCUGUGAGACAUGUAGCUCACUUCUGAAGGACAUUCUGCGUCUGGCUGAGCAUGACGGAACACACCCCGAGCAGGGACUGUACACGUGUCCAGCACAUCUUCACCAGCACCAAAAGGAGCAGAUUAGAGAGAAACUUUCUAGAGGGGAUGGAGGAAGACCGACAUUUGUGAAGAACCACAGAGUUCACAUGGCAGGGAAGACCUUCUUGUGCAGUGAAUGUGGGAAAGCCUUUAGCCACAAACAUAAACUUUCUGACCAUCAGAAAAUCCACACUGGAGAAAGAACUUAUAAGUGCAGCAAAUGUGGGAUAUUGUUUAUGGAAAGGUCCACACUCAAUAGACAUCAGAGAACUCACACUGGAGAAAGGCCUUAUGAGUGCAAUGAAUGUGGGAAAGCCUUUCUUUGUAAGUCUCACCUUGUUCGUCACCAGACAAUCCACUCUGGAGAAAGGCCUUAUGAGUGCAGUGAAUGUGGGAAAUUGUUUAUGUGGAGUUCCACACUCAUUACACAUCAGAGGGUUCACACUGGAAAGAGGCCUUAUGGUUGCAGUGAAUGUGGGAAGUUCUUUAAGUGCAACUCAAACCUCUUUAGGCAUUACAGAAUUCAUACAGGAAAAAGGUCUUAUGGUUGCAGUGAAUGUGGGAAAUUCUUUAUGGAAAGGUCUACACUCAGUAGACAUCAGAGAGUUCACACUGGAGAAAGGCCUUAUGAGUGCAAUGAAUGUGGGAAAUUCUUCAGCUUGAAAUCCGUCCUCAUUCAACACCAAAGAGUUCACACUGGAGAACGGCCUUAUGAAUGCAGUGAGUGUGGGAAGGCCUUCCUUACAAAGUCCCACCUCAUUUGUCAUCAGACAGUUCACACUGCAGCAAAGCAGUGCAGUGAAUGUGGGAAAUUCUUUAGGUAUAACUCUACACUUCUCAGACAUCAGAAAGUCCACACUGGAUAAGGCCCUUAUGAAUGCAGUGGAUAUGGGAAAGCCUUCAGUCACCAACAUAUUGUGGCUGGACAGCAGGCAGUACACACUGGAGAAAGACUGAAUGCCGUGAACGUGGGUAAUUAUGUAGGUACAGCUCUCCAGUCGCUAUGUAUCAGAGAAUUCACACUGCAGAAAUGUGUGUUCAGCAAACUCGGGACAUUAUUUUGGUUUGACUCUCAUCUCAUUAGACAUUGGAGAGUUUACACUGAAGAAGAGUCUUUUCAAUAAAGUAGAAAGUGGUAAAGAUUCAACAUGCAAGAUUGUACUUAUUGGGCUUCAGAAUAUCCACACUAGUGAAAGUCUUCUGAGUACAGCAAAUGUGUGACAUUAUUUUGCUACUACUCCACACUACUUAGACAUCAUGUAGUUCACACUGGAAAAAGGCCACGUAUGUGCCUUGAAUGUAGCCAAAAUGACGAACAACACCCAGAAAUCUGUGAUUUAGCACUGAGAACUAGUAUUAUAUGGUUUUUAAAAAACAAUGGUGAAGUACAUGCCACAUAAAAUUUGCCAUCUUAACUAUUGUAAUGUCUUGUUUAAUACUUGAAGUACAUUAACAUUGUUGAGCAAAGAAUAUCCUGAACUCUUUAUCUUGUAAAAUGAAACUCUAUAACCACCAUUAAAAAAACAACUCAUUCCCACAUUCUUCAGUCCCUGGCGACCACCAUAUUUUUAAGUCAUUAUGACUCUGACUAUUCUUGGUACUUCUCAGAAGAAGAAUCUUAGAGUGUUUUUCAUUAUUUUUUUUCACUUAGGAUAAUAUCCUCAAAGUUCAUUCAUUUUUUAGCAUGUGUCAGAAAUUUUAAGGCUGAGCAAUAUUUCAUUGUUUGCAUUUACCACAUUUCCUUUAUUUCUGACAUCUAUUCAUGGACACUUGGGUUACUUCUACCUCUGGCUAUUGUGAAUAUUGCUACUACAAGCAUAAGGGCACAAAUAUCUCUUUGAGACCCUGCUUUCAAUUCUUAUUGGGUACCCCAAAAAGUGGAACUGCUGGAUCACAUGGUACUUCUAACUUUAAUUCUUUGAUGAACUGAGAAACUUUUCCAUAAAACUUGCACCGUUUUACAUUCCUAACAUUCCACAAAAGUUGUGAUUUGUCCUCAUUCUAAUCCAUAGAAGGCAACAUUUCUAACAGGUUUCUAGGUGAUUUUGUUGUUGCUGAUGUAGGGACUACAUUUUGAGAACUGUCCUAUCCCAUUUUUAUAACAAUGCAGAGCUUCUCUGUAAAUACCCCUUGUUUCUAUGUUCUAUCCUGUGAGCCUUUUCAUUUUGUUAAUUUUUCCCAGUGUUUACAACCAGGAAAUAGCUUGUCAUCUUUGAUACAAAACAGAAAUCUUUGCAAAAUACCAA